GGUAGGGAAGCGAUCGAGUAAGUGAGUGAGUGAGGCGGCGGCGGCGGCGGCAGAGGUUGGGGGCUCGGCGGGCGAGGAAGAAAGGAAGAGGAAGAAAGGAAAAGGAAGCGUUUAGCGACUGAGCCGCACUGCCUGUCCGACGAGGGGAUGCCGCUCCUCCACCGUAAGCCGUUCGUCAGACGAAAGCCGCCGGCCGACCUGAAGCCGGAUGAAGAAGUUUUCUACUGCAGGGUGACCGGCGAAAUCUUCAGGAACUACGAUGACUUUUUUGAAAGAACCAUACUUUGCAACAGUCUAGUCUGGAGCUGUGCUAUUACAGGAAAGCCAGGGCUGACUUACCAGGAAGCAGUUGAGUCAGAAGCCAAGGCCAGACAGAAUCUUCAAAAUUUCCCUGAGCCACUGGUGGUGCCCAUCCUUUACUUAACAACACUCACUUAUUGCUCACGACUCCAUGAACUCUGUGAUGAUCUCUACAUGUAUACUCAGGAUCGAUACUUUGCUGGAGAGAUAGUGGAAGUAACUGGUCUCAAUGGUCUCAGGCAAACGUGCAAGGUUUUGGAAGUUCUGACCCCACCAAUACUAAAUGGGACUGCUAAUGGACACAUAAGCAGCAGAGCUGAAGAUGUUGUAAUUGUCAUUAGUGAUGAAAGUGACAAUGAGGAACGAUCCAAAGGUUGUACAGCUUCUGCAUCGAUUGGGAAAAAGAAAAGCAAGAUUGAUGUAGCUUUAUUUAAGUACAAGGUGAAACCACUUAAAACUGAAGGAAAUGAAAUCUUAAUUAAAGCUGCGCAGAUGAAUCGCAAGAAAAAUCAAUAUUCCCGAGAUAAACUGAAGCUCUUUCUCAAACAACAUUGUGAAUUACGGCAUGGCAUACUUAAGGUGAAGCCUACAACAAUAGAUAAAUACAAGCUUUCAGAGCAGAACUUUUCACACUUGUUCCCGGAUGAUCUAUCAACAUUUACCUUGGGUUCUCAUUCAGGGCGAGGAAGGAUUCCCAAGAACUGUUCUUCAUUAACAAAUUUACAGUCUGAUAGUGCUACCGAUAGAGAAGAUGCAUCAAAGUACAAAAAUAAACCUGCACGAGAAAUUGAAAAGAUGCGCAGGCAAAAAGAAGAAAUGAAAGCACAAGCCAAAAGGAGGAAGGAGGAGGAACUAGCAAAUGAGCUGAAGAAAAGAAAGGAGAUUUUGGAAGCUAAGAAGAGAGAAAAGGAGGACAAAGAAAAGAAAAAGGAAGAAUUAAAGAAAAUAUUGGAACAAGAGAAAAUAAAAAGGAAAGAAGAAAAGGAACGCUUAAAAUUGGAGAAAGAAAGGGAAAGAGAGAAACUACGAGAAGAAAAGAAAAAGUAUGCUGAAUAUCUUAAGGAAUGGAAUAAACCCCGUGAAGAUAUGGAAUGUGAAGACUUAAAGGAACUUCCUUCUCCAACACCUGUGAAGACCAGAUUACCAUCAGAACUAUUUGGUGAUGCAUUAAUGGUUCUGGAGUUUUUGCAUGCAUUUGGAGAGCUAUUUGACCUCCAGGAUGAGUUUCCAGAUGGCGUGACUCUAGAAAGUCUAGAGGAAGCACUUGUUGGAAAUGACACUGAAGGGCCACUCUGUGAAUUGCUAUUUUUCUUCCUAACUGCAAUCUUUCAGGCACAUGCUGAGGAAGAGGAAGAAGUAGCCAAAGAACAGUUAAAGGAAGCAGAUCCAAAAGAUGCUUUGGAUGAAGAUCUAGAUUCUACCAAAUGUGCAGUCUCUGCAGUUGCAGCUUUUGCAGCUGCAUGGCCCCAGCUCUACCAAGGCUGCUCAUUGCGUAAUUUGGAUCUUGAUAGCUGCACGCUCUCUGAAAUCCUCCGACUUCACAUCCUGGCAGCAGGGGCAGAUGUGACGCCAGCAAAUGCAAAGUAUCGGUACCAACAGCAAGGUGGAUUUGACACCACUGAUGAUGCCUGUGUUGAAUUCAGGAUGAAUAAUCCGGAACUUCUGAAAAAACUAACAAAUAUUCCAGUGUAUGAUCUGACAUCAGCGGAGAAACUGAAGGUACUGCAUGCUCUGUGUGGACAGCUACUAACUCUGGUUUCCACAAGGGAUUUCAUUGAAGAUAAUGUAGAGAUUCUGAAACAGGCCAGGCAAGAAUUUAGAGAACUAAAAGCUGAACAGCACCGUAGAGGGCGAGAGGAAGCUGCAGCAAGAUACCGCAAGAGAAAAGAAGAACGACUAAGAGAGCAAGAACAAAGAUUCAAGGAUAGACAUGAUCGGAUAAAAGAGGAACAGAGAAAUUCUAAGGGAAACUCGAUUGAAGAAAUGAUUCAGGAUACAACUCGGGAAGAAUUUGACACCAGCACAGAAAGCCAGGAGUCUGCACACAGAGAUCAUGGGUGUGAUACAGCCACAGAAGAUGAAGAAGAAUUGGGAUCAUGUAAAAAAGGACAAAAAGGAAAGAAGAAUCAAAUUGGGUUUAAAAAUGCGCAAAGUCCUGAGGAAACUGAAGAAUCAGUGGUGGAGAAGAGAGAGAUCUUAAGUCCAGAGGAAGAGGAAGUUUUGAAAUGUGAGCAGCUGAAAAAAGAAAAAGAACUUGGAGGGAAAAUUCAAAAUGCCGCCUCAUGCACCAAUAUUCUCCCUUUGGGACGUGACCGCAUGUACCGUAGAUAUUGGGUCUUAAGUUCUGUGCCUGGCUUAUUUGUGGAAGAAGAUUAUGAAGGUUUGUUGGAGGACAUGUUACAGCCUUGUCCUGUUAAAACUCUAGGUAAAAAUUUGGAGUCUCAGGGAAAUAAAACUUAUGAUAAAGCACAAGGUAACGAAUCCUCAGGGAAUGGAGCUUCAGGGAAGAUGGACCAAAAGCAGCAUGAGCCACAUUAUGACAAGCCCAUUGCUCAGGACAAAAACUCUUUGGUUUCUCCUUCACUAUCUUCACAGCCACCUACCUCAGAUCAGGACCAAAUCCUUGAUACUACCCCUGCAGCAGAAUUGCACAGACCAAUAAACAAACCGAAUCGAUGGUGUUUUUAUUCGUCACCAGAACAAUUGGAUCAACUGAUUGAAGCACUUAAUUCUAGGGGAAACAGAGAGAACUCGUUGAAAGAAACUCUUCUCCAGGAGAAAAAGAGACUCACUGAAUUGCUUACUAACUUUCCUGUGGAAAGAUUCCAUAUUCCAGAUAAAGCUCCAAUGGAAAGCAAGCCUGCUCGAAAUACUUUAAAAGGUGCUUAUGGUGCACAUGAUUCUUCCCUAUUAUCUGCUGAUAAGCAGCUUGAACUGCGAUUGAAGGAUUUGCUUCUGGAUAUUGAAGAUAGAACCUGGCAAGGAACUCUAGGAGGAAUAAAAGUGAUGGAGCGGUAUGUAUGGCGAGCAGCACUGGAAACAGGGCAGUAUGAACUGUUGGGCAAAGCACUUCCUACACAAAAUGGCAUUCGGUUACUGGAAAAUGAUGUGAAGGAAAAUGGAGUUAUUAAAAUUGAAGGGGAGGAAUCCAAGGAGAUUGAUGGCAUGACCAAUGGAUAUAACGCCAAAGCUGGGCCUUUGGAACCGAAGACUGAAACAAGAAGUUCUGUAUCUACCAGUGCUAACUCUCCCCGACAAGUAAACUCUGUGGUGCGCUACCUGGCAGUAGCUUUGCUUCAGUUAGAACAGGGAAUUGAGCGCAAAUUCCUGAAGCCUCCAUUGGGAGACUCAGAUGAUAUAAAAAAAGAACAAAAAGACAAGAAGAAGAAAGAUGAUAAGAGAAAAAAUGAAGAUCAAGCCAGUGAGAAAGAUGAUGCUAGUGAUGGUGGGAAAAUACAGAAGACAUUAUUAGAUCGUUGGAGAGAGUCUCUUCUGGCAUGCACCAGCUUAGCUCAGGUUUUCCUUCAUCUCUCUACACUGGAUCGUAGCAUUAUAUGGGCCAAGUCUUUGCUAAAUGCUCGCUGUAAGAUCUGUCACAAGAAGGGAGAUGCAGAAAACAUGCUCUUGUGUGAUGGCUGUGAUAGGGGGCAUCACACAUACUGCUUGAGACCAAAGGUCAAGAUCAUUCCAGAUGAUGAUUGGUUCUGCCCUGAAUGCAGGCCAAAGCAACGGUUCCGUCGUACAGUGGCCAGGCAGAGGCCAUCAUUGGAGAGUGAGGAAGAGGAGGAUCUAGCUGAAUUAGACAAGAAGUUGAUAAAAAUGCAGAGUGAGGAGGAUAAAAACGAGGCAAUGGAAGAGAAUGAAACUGAGAGAGAAAUUGAAAUGGAAAAGAGUCGCCCACGAAGAGGAAGACCUCCUAUGAAACUACAAAUUAAGGGCAAAAGGGGUAAAUCUAGCACAAAGGCAGCGAUUACUCAGCAAGCAGGUAAAAGGAAAUACACUCCUCGCAGUCAGUCAAAUACUCCCAAGUUAACUACAUCUUUUGGUAAAAAUAGUGGCAGAAGAUUGGGAAGGAAGCCAAAAUCUGCAUCAAACUCUGAAAUAAAACGAAUGUCCAGAUCGUUUUGUUGUGCUAAAUCCUACCAAGCAGAUGAAUCCUUCAGUGAACUGCCAAGCCCCCGUCGGCGACAGAGGUAUCAGAGGAUUACUACCAGCACACCUGAGUACAACACUUCAGCCUCUCACAGUGUUAACAUUUCUGAUUUAGACAUCUUGCAGGAUGAACCUGUAAGAAAAAAAAGGAAGUAUACACGUCGUGUACAGCAGAAACCAACUCAGGUGAUUAAAACAGGAAGAAGAGGCAGAAAGCGGAAAUCUGCAGAUGCCAUGAUACAAGUACCAAAGGUAACUGGGAACCGGAGGAGUUCAAGUCGGCACUCUGGCAUGCAUGAACUUUCUCUUUGUGAGCAACUGAUAGUGGACUUAGUACGGCAUGAGGACAGUUGGCCAUUCCUGAAAUUGGUAAACAAAGCUCAGGUUACUGAUUACUACGAUAUUAUUAAAAAGCCAGUUGCCUUAAAUAUCAUACGAGAAAAACUAAACAGAUGUGAAUAUAACGUUGCAUCGGAUUUUAUUGAUGAUGUGGAAUUGAUGUUUACAAACUGCUUUGAAUACAAUCCUCGAAACACGAGUGAAGCAAAAGCUGGGAUAAAACUUCAAGCCUUCUUUCACAAUCAAGUAGAAAAGCUGGGAUUGACAAUGAAACCUGCCAAUGUGGACCAUCCACCACAACCUCCAAUUACCAAAAGGUCAAGAAUUUAAGGUUGUUCAGUGGUGUUACUUUAAUUAGAACAUUCAAAAUUUGUCAUGUUCCAUCUCUGAAAUUGAAAACUAGAAUCAUGCCACAGACUGCCUUGCCCUUCUUAUGAACUGCAAUAACUUUUAUUUACAAUGUUGAAAUGCGACCUGCACUGGACUAAAAUUCUUUCUAUUCUUAAGCACUCAGGAAGAUGUAGUGUGAAACUGCAUUUUGCUAUGAUAAAUUUGUAGAGAUUUCAUAAUUUGUGUAUAUUGGAUACAGUACUGUUUUACUGAAUUACUUUUGUACUUUUUUGAAGUAACAUUCAUGCAUAGUAGUGUCUUCCACCAAACACGGAGUAAAUGCUAUACUUUUAUAAAUCUAAUUGUGGAGCUCUCCAGUGUUCUUAUUUUGUGAAGAAAUAUGUUGUUAAUUUAAAGGAAAAUCAGUCACCAAUCUCCAGUUAUAACUUUUAUUUUAAUUAAAAAUGACUCUUAAAACCAACAAAAGAAUGCUACACUACACAUGAGUGAGAAUUGUAUAUCAUUUCAGUGCUGUAUAUGUUUCAUGCUGGUGAGAAUGAUUGGUCUGCCAAGAAAGAUUAGUUAUUUAUUCAGUGUUGAAAACAAUUUGUGGGGUUUUGAAUUUCUCCUGUAUUUAUGAAAUUUGUAAUU
Pristis pectinata (smalltooth sawfish) is the source of this 5772-nucleotide messenger RNA. RefSeq names its product bromodomain adjacent to zinc finger domain, 1A (gene baz1a). Gene Ontology annotation, biological process: chromatin remodeling. NCBI's taxonomy places the organism in Eukaryota, Metazoa, Chordata, Chondrichthyes, Rhinopristiformes, Pristidae. The record is from RefSeq and is a predicted model, not a curated record. The transcript is spliced from 28 exons. Gene Ontology annotation, molecular function: protein binding. Bases 148 to 5121 code for a protein of 1657 amino acids.